Messenger RNA from Olea europaea var. sylvestris, 1962 nucleotides. Its product is annotated as glutamate receptor 3.3-like. The record is from RefSeq and is a predicted model, not a curated record. Gene Ontology annotation, cellular component: plasma membrane. Gene Ontology annotation, molecular function: glutamate-gated receptor activity. Lineage: Eukaryota; Viridiplantae; Streptophyta; Magnoliopsida; Lamiales; Oleaceae. The transcript has 6 exons. The coding region runs from base 1 to 1689 and encodes 562 amino acids.
AUGGUGGAGUGUUUGGAAUUUGUGACCAACUUUUUGGAAUCUAUGACAAUGGUGGUAGACUGGUCGUGUCGACGGCAUAUGGUGGUCGACGACAGGGACAGGGUGAAUGUGGUGGAUAGUGGCGGUGGUGGCAAGAAAUAUGAACUACCUGAUAGAUGUAUCAUCUCUCCUGCAUAUGAUAUCAUAAACAUCGUUGGAACUGGUUUCCAUCAAAUUGGUUACUGGUCAAAUUAUUCUGGACUUUCAACUGUGCCUCCUGAGACUCUAUAUUCAAGGCCCCCUAAUCGUUCAAGUGCAAACCAACGACUAUAUGAUGUUAUUUGGCCAGGAAACACAGUAAGAAAUCCUCGUGGAUGGGUUUUUCCAAAUAAUGGGAGGCAAUUGAGAAUUGGUGUACCCAAUCGGUUUAGUUACAAAGAAUUUGUAUCCCAAGUGCCAAACACUAAUAUAUUCAAAGGAUUCUGCAUAGACGUAUUUAUUGCUGCUAUAAACAUUCUGCCAUACGCUGUUCCAUUUCAAUUCAUUCCGUAUGGAGAUGGCCAUGAAAAUCCGAACUACACCGAGAUUGUGAAUUUAAUUACAACAGGAUUCUUUGAUGGGGUUGUUGGUGACAUUGCCAUCGUGACAGAUCGGAAAAGAAAUGUAGAAUUUACACAGCCAUAUGCUGCAUCUGGACUUGUUAUAUUAGUCCCAGUUAGGGAGUUGAAUACAGGUGCUUGGGCUUUCUUAGGACCGUUUUCUCCUGCACUAUGGGGUGUUACUGCUGCUUUAUUUCUUAUUCUUGGAAUAGUUGUAUGGGUUUUGGAGCACCGAAUUAAUGAUGAGUUCCGCGGUCCACCAAAGAAGCAACUGAUAACCGUUCUAUGGUUCAGCCUCUCAACCCUAUUUUUAUCACACAAAGAGAAACCGAUGAGUACUCUUGGGCGUAUAGUGCUGAUAAUAUGGCUUUUUGUUGUCUUAAUAAUUAACUCAAGUUACACUGCUGGUUUGACCUCUAUCUUCACAGUUAAACAGCUCUAUUCUCCUAUCAAAGGAAUCGAAAGGUUAAAAGAUGGUGAUGAUCCUAUUGGAUACCAAGUGGGUUCUUUUGCAGAACAUUAUCUGACCAAUGAAAUUGGUAUUCCUAAAUCCAGGCUUAAAGCCCUUGGAUCCCCAGAAGAGUACGCCACUGCACUUCUAAAGGGUCCGAAAAAAGGUGGUGUUACUGCAGUUGUCGAUGAACGUCCAUAUGUAGAGCUUUUCUUGUCAAGCCAUUGCAAGUUCAGGAUUGUUGGUCAGGCAUUCCCCAAAAGUGGCUGGGGUUUUGCAUUUCCACGGGACUCCCCCUUGACCAUUGACUUAUCAACAGCAAUUUUAACACUAUCAGAAAAUGGAGAUCUCCAGAGACUUCAUGACAAGUGGGCUACGAAAAACUUGUGCACUACAGAUGAUACCAAGAUUGAAUCAAAGCGUCUUCACCUGAGAAGCUUCUGGGGCCUAUUUCUUAUAUGUGGGAUAGUUUGUUUUCUUGCUUUCGUUAUAUACUUGUGGCAGAUUAUUCACAAGUAUCGGGAAUCUGUCGCUGUUGAAUCUGCUUCUAAUGGACAGGUUACCUCACAUUCUAGACGCCUUCAAACUUUAAUAUCAUUAAUUGAUGAGAAGAAGGAUCAAUCUAGAAGGAACCGAAAAAGAAGGAAGCUCGACAGAUGACCAUGUGCUGCUAAGUAAGAAGAAUGAACUGCCCAGAAACUCUGAAAGGAGACUAUCAGAAAAUUCUUCUGAGAACAACAUAAUAAACUAGAGGAAGUGAAAUCUGUUCACUGGUUAAUAUACUUCUAUCUGUAAAAUUCAAUGUAAUGUACUCAUGUUUGUAUCUUAUGUGAUGUUAGUAAUUAUGUGUAAAUAGGGAAAGUAAAUUGUAGAGUGUAGACAGUCUUCAUCAAAAUGUAUAUAUGCAUUUAGAAAUUCGUUUUCUUGAAUGAA